This is a messenger RNA of Peromyscus eremicus (cactus mouse), 522 nucleotides long. RefSeq names its product lens intrinsic membrane protein 2 (gene Lim2). Bases 1 to 522 code for a protein of 173 amino acids. The record is from RefSeq and is a predicted model, not a curated record. The transcript is spliced from 4 exons. Gene Ontology annotation, molecular function: structural constituent of eye lens. Gene Ontology annotation, cellular component: plasma membrane. NCBI's taxonomy places the organism in Eukaryota, Metazoa, Chordata, Mammalia, Rodentia, Cricetidae.
AUGUACAGCUUCAUGGGUGGCGGCCUCUUCUGUGCCUGGGUGGGGACCAUCCUGUUGGUGGUAGCCACAGCAACGGACCACUGGAUGCAGUACCGGCUGUCGGGGUCUUUCGCACACCAGGGCCUGUGGCGUUACUGCCUGGGCAGCAAGUGCUUCCUGCAGACGGAGAGCAUCGCAUAUUGGAAUGCCACCCGGGCUUUCAUGAUCCUGUCUGCCCUGUGUGCCACCUCGGGCAUCAUCAUGGGUGUCCUAGCCUUUGCACAGCAGUCCACCUUCACCCGCCUCUCCAGGCCCUUCUCUGCCGGCAUCAUGUUUUUUGCCUCCACUCUUUUUGUCCUGUUGGCCUUGGCCAUCUACACCGGAGUCACCGUCAGUUUCCUCGGCCGCCGCUUUGGGGACUGGCGCUUUUCAUGGUCUUACAUCCUGGGCUGGGUGGCCCUGCUCAUGACCUUCUUUGCAGGAAUUUUCUACAUGUGUGCCUACCGGAUGCAUGAGUGUCGGCGCCUAUCCACACCACGCUGA